CCUCCAGACACGAAAAAAGCUUAUCAUACGCGACAAUUGCAGCUGUUAUUACCGAACUGUGCAUAUUUGAAACGAAAGUAGGACUUUGUGUUGGAUAUAUAGUUGUGAGCUUAUAGUCGUGCUAUUUUCUACUGUUCGUUGUCUCCAUAUCCUUCACUAUACUAUAACAAUGUCGACCGACAUUCCGUAUGUGAUCAGCAAUAUAACCGCCCCGGAGAGUCUUCCCCCAGCCGUGGUGGUGUUGACGAUGGUCAGCUGCCUUUUCUCCGCGGUGGGCGCGGUGGUGAUUUUCGUGGCGUAUUACGUGGUGGAGGAGGCACGGAAUCAGACCCGGCGACUUCUGUUCUACAUAACCAUAGCUGAUCUGCUCACUUGUCUUGGGAAUCUCAUUGGAUCCAUCCGAUAUUUUAAUCGAGAUGAGGAUGAUUACGUGAACAAAGCUGAGAAUAUGGCACUGGACUGUAGCAGGACAGAUAGUGUCUGUAUGGUACAGAGUUUUGUUACCACAUUCUCUACACUGGCAUCUUUCUUUUGGACAUGCAUUAUCAUGCUGCACAUUCUUAUGACGCUCUACACUAGAAGGGAGUGGACGGGGUUCUACAAACGUGUCCUCUUUCAUAUUAUAUCAUGGGGUGUACCUAUGAUGAUAACCUUAACAGCAGCUUUCUGUGGAGCUCUCGGAGAAGAUUUUUCUAUCAGUACUGGACCCUGGUGCUGGAUCAAAGGUUGUCUACCUUCAUCAAAAGUGGUCACGUGGAUGUUUGUCACUGCCAAAUUCUGGGAACUCUCUACUUACGUUCUGACAACAGCAUUCUAUCUGUUGAUUAAAUUUGUACUGUGGAGGAGACAGGUUCUUUCCUUCAGACAGAGGAGCAAUGACAAUCUUCGUGACGAGGACCAGCUGUACACCAUGAUAUUCCUCGUUCUCAUUCCUCUAAGGAUCUUCGGAACUGGUCGCUUCUUCAUCGCUUACCACAAAACUCUAACCAACAACUCACUUGUUAAAUUUGGCACUAUCGACCAUGUUCUCCUUUACCUUCAGAGUAUUGGUGACAGUGGCCAAGCUUUCUGUAACUGUAUCCUCUUUUGUGCGAGAGACGGUGUCGUUCGCAAUGGUUUAAUUAACAAAUUCAGACAUACAUGUCAGUGUCAACAUAAUGAUGAAACUGAGAGACUAUUGCCAAAUACUCCUGUUAAUUAGGCAUCUACAUUUGACAUUGUCGACAAAGUAUUGAAUCUCUAAGACUAUUGCACACUUCAUCCGUAAA
Molecule: messenger RNA, 1268 nt
Organism: Saccostrea cuccullata (small rock oyster)
Lineage: Eukaryota; Metazoa; Mollusca; Bivalvia; Ostreida; Ostreidae
Product: G-protein coupled receptor 157-like
Exons: 3
Coding region: 170-1201 (343 amino acids)
Biological process (GO): adenylate cyclase-activating G protein-coupled receptor signaling pathway; cell surface receptor signaling pathway
Cellular component (GO): plasma membrane
Molecular function (GO): G protein-coupled receptor activity
Source: RefSeq, a predicted model, not a curated record